CUCCAUCAGUAUCCAGCUAAUUGACACACUCGACUCGAUCCAGGGAGCACGAACCACAACCAAAAACCACAAGCAAAGUUAGGAGAGAUGGCGCACUUCCAGGGCCAGCAGCACGGCCACCCGACCGCCACCCGCGUCGACGAGUUCGGCAACCCUGUCUCUGCCGCCGGUGCCGGACACCGCGUCGCCCAAGGGUUGGGACAUCUGCAGGGGCAGGGGCAGCACGGCGCCCAUGCCACGACACGCUUCGACGAGUACGGCAACCCAAUAGCCGCUGCUACCGGGGCUCACGGCCUCGGUGGCACCGGUGCCCACGGCGUCGGGCACGGCACCACUGGCCAUGGCGGUGGCUACGACUCCACUGGCACUGGCACAGGGGGCGCCUAUGGCGGCCGGCAGGCAGGGUACGGUGCCACUGGCACGGGCACCCACGACACCGGUGGUGGCUAUGGAGGCGUCGGUGACUCGGCUGCUGGGUACGGUGCCACGGGCACCGGGAUUCACGAUGCGGGCGGUCUGGGCGCCGGGCAUGCUGCUGGGCACGGUGCGGCGACCCGUGCCGGUGUUCACGACGCCGGUGGUUUUGGAACGGGCCAUACGGCCGGGUACGGCGCCACUGGUACCCAUGGCACGGGUCACAAGCUCGGGUCUGAGACCGCAAUCACGGGGACCCAUGGCAUAGGCCACACGGCCGGGCAUGGCACUACUGGCACCGGUACCGGAAUCAUGGGGACCCAUGGCACAGGCCACACGGCCGGGCAUGGCACCACCGGCACCGGCACCGGAAUCAUGGGGACCCUUGGCACAGGGCACAAGACUGGCGGGAUACUCCACCGCUCUGGCAGCUCCAGCUCAAGCUCGUCAUCAGAGGACGACGGGAUGGGCGGCAGGAGGAAGAAAGGCAUGAAGCAGAAGAUCAAGGAGAAGAUGCCCGGCGGACACAAGGAGCAGGCCGGGACGGCCGGAUACACGGGGGCCACUGCCACUGGCACCGGAGGGGCCUACGCGCCUGCUGCUACCACCGAGGGGGCUCACGAGAAGAAGGGCGUCAUGGAGAAGAUCAAGGAGAAGCUCCCUGGCGGCAACAAGGACAACCCGCCGCACACCACGGCCACCACCGGCGGCUAUGGCUCUGCUGCCACCACCGGCACCGGUGGCUAUGGGUCUGCUGCGACUACCGGCACCGGCACGCAUGCCCCGACGACCGAGGGGACGCACGAGAAGAAGGGCAUGAUGGAGAAGAUCAAGGAGAAGCUUCCCGGCGGCCACCACUGAGCAUGGAUGUAGUGGACUAGUGGUCUCGGGUGAGCAGAGUAAUGAAGAAUAAAGUAGUCUGCCGUGUGUGUGUUUGCAAGACUGCAAGUGCAAGGUCAUACUUACUCUGAAUUUGUAUCUUAGUGCGUUUUCAUAUCUUUCCUUGUGAUCGAUGUUGUCCUAGUUUGACAUGGGUCUGUUUGUUGGAAACUCCUUGUUAUGUUUUGGGUUCGAGUUUGGUCCGUGUAGUGUGCUGCUAUUUCA
Brachypodium distachyon (stiff brome) is the source of this 1518-nucleotide messenger RNA. RefSeq names its product dehydrin DHN4. The transcript has 2 exons. Lineage: Eukaryota; Viridiplantae; Streptophyta; Magnoliopsida; Poales; Poaceae. The record is from RefSeq and is a predicted model, not a curated record. The coding region runs from base 88 to 1275 and encodes 395 amino acids. Gene Ontology annotation, biological process: response to water.